GCGUGGAAUUCACCCGACACGAGAAAGUUACCAGACACCGACAGAGAGAAAAUUCUGGAAACUCUCUGCGGUCUCUGUGACCAGCUUCGCGAGAAAAGUAAGGCAGAAAAGUACAGUAACGAAGCCUUUCGAUUUUGUGAAAAGAAGUGGAAAAGAAAUAAGGAAGAGAUGUCAGAGCACGACAGAAUGGCCAUGCUCACAACUCUUGUAAACAUGGCUACAUCACAGAUGAAAGAGAAAAAGAAACAGAAGUAUGAGAGUUUGCUGAAGGUAUGACAAAGUUCUUUUACCUAUCAGUGUAUGACAUCAACAUGAACGGAUUUUAGCCAGUUUAGUAUGUAUGAUACUGCGAUCGUUAACUUUCAUUAGUUUUCCACCCAGUAGUUGUUUGAACUUAGCAACCUAGCGAAAUCUACCCAGCUAGUCUCCUUGUGGAAAAAAUGUAUCCCUGACUUGCCAAAGGCGUUGUCCUUACAUUCAGUUGCCCAAGCAUGCUACAUUAUCCUUAGUGGCUCAACAAAUUUUGCUUUUUAUUAGCCCUUUACGUUACCUAGAUUUGGAUUAAUGGCGAUUCUCUGAACUUUUUCGCGUUUUAAUGCUCACCCAGGAAGCCAAACAAAGCGGAACCUUUAUGGGAAGUGUGAAAGAACUCCUUUCUACAGAAGCAAAAGGUAUUUGAUGAAGGAAAACUUUGACCAUUAGUCAAACAUAUAUUGAAUAAUGAAAGACACACGCGUUCUCUCGAUAACAUUAGUUAAAAACGCCUUCAAGUACGCUUAUUAAAAACCGUGAUUAACCAGGUUUUUUUUAAAAAGCGUACUUUCAGGCGUUUUUUUACCAAUAUGUCCGAGAAAACACGAGUGUCUUUCGUUAUUUAUGAACAUGGUUGAUGUUUUGUAAAGUUUGUAAUUCCACGGGGCGUGGGCGAAGAAAGAUUUACUGUUAUUUGAAAAGUAGGAUUUGCUUUUCAUUGGUGAAAUCUUUUUAAAACAGAAAACUGUCUUAUAUUUUAAGCUGAACAGCUGUCCAGUGAGGACGAUGACGAUGACAAUGAAGUUGACAUUCCUUCCGAUGAUGAUGGUGAUCUCGAUAGUAGCAGUGGCAGCGAGAUUUCAGAGGCUAGUGGGCAAGUGCAACAACCAACAAUUCAAGAAGACGGCGAAGAGUUGGAAAGUGAGCAGGAACAAGAUCCAGAUAGGAUAAAGAUACACGAGUAAGUGGAAACGAAUGAGUCGCUUGCGUUUGCGCAAUGAUUUCUGGAAUCGCCACGGGGCAAACAUUGCAAGUUGUUGUAAGGAAAUUUAUGGCCGAAGGUUGUUUCGACGUCCAAAAAAGAUCCAUUUUGGAGAGAGAUCGAUGCUUUUUCGCUGCAUAUUUAUCAUGAAUGGAUUAGAUGACGUCAAUACGAUGGAACUGUUUGUGUUUUUCAGAAUUACCACGAGAUCAUAUGUUAUGAAAUAUACCGAUGAACCUCUCUUCUUACCUAAGGCCUAUUAAAAGGACACGCAAGCAAGUUAAAAUACGUUACAGUGUUAUUUACAAAACAACACGCGCACACUCUGAAAGAAUUCUUACAGUUACGCAUUUAACUAGCCCUCCUUUCUGCAAAUUUGUUUCCAUAAUUAAUGAUUUUACGCUGUUAUGGACCACAAAGCACAACUGUUUUGAGCGACAAACUCAACAUUGCCUUGCGAUCAUCAAAAUCAACUGGACAAACCCAGCGUGGUGUAUUGCGUGACGUGUUAUGCUCACAUGGCCUGUUUCGCGGAUUGCAAAAAGUAAUAACUUUAAUAACUGACUGAAAAAAAAUUAACCAAAAAGGUCUAGAACAGUUAUUAGAUUUAGUUUUGAGGUUAAAUGUCAUUAUCUGAGCAAGUUUCUUACUUGCAAUUUUAAUACCCUUGUCAUUGCUUACUCCACUUGCACAAAAAUGCUCUGAAAAUGCUGGGUGAUUAAUUUUCCUUUGUAUUUCAGAGGAAAAAUCGGAGGUAAGGAAGACACAUGGCACAUAAGGGAAGCGGGUGCCUCUAUCCAACUUUGCAGUGAGGCUAUCCAACAUCCCUUGCCAUUU
Messenger RNA from Pocillopora meandrina, 2071 nucleotides. The record is from the annotation of a GenBank genome assembly. NCBI's taxonomy places the organism in Eukaryota, Metazoa, Cnidaria, Anthozoa, Scleractinia, Pocilloporidae.